AUGCUCCCCGUGGCCGGUCGGCGGAAGGGCCAGGCCCCGCUGUCCGCCCCGCCACCGACUGUCAGUGCACCGCCUCCAACGGGGAAUGAGCCAGACUGGCUGUUCGGCGAUAGUGACGCCAUCGCUGUUGGCCCCGCGACCACGCGAGGGACGGCCGCCGCCGCCCCUGCACCUCCUGCCACCCACGACGCGCUCUCGUUUCUUGAAUUUGAUGACGAGCCCACGUCUUUUGCGCCCCCGCCACCACGUGCCUCACCCCCAGUUGCCGUUGCGGCUCCUGCUCCUGCUGCCGCCGCCGCCGCCGCCGCCACUCCCGUGCCAUCAAAUCACGUGGGACCGGUAUCUGCUUCGCUACGUGCACGGUGUGAGAAGCUGCAAGGGGAGCUGCAGGGCGUGCGAGACGAGCUUCUCCACUGCGAGAAGCGCACCGCUCUGCUGGAGAGCGGCGAGGAUGAGGCGUGCCUGGAAGUGAAGGCCCUGGAGAAGCAGGUCCGUGCAAAGCAAGAAGAAGAAGAACAUGCCGCUGCAAUAAUGGCAUCGGUGAAGGCGGCGUUGAAGCAGAGACAGGAGCGACUGCGCGAAGAGGGUGAGACGUCUGAAAUGAAGGAUUUGAACUGUGUGAUGGAUGCCCUGCGAGCACAGUACGCAAAUGAGGUGAAACACCUAGAGACGCUUGUGGAGCAGCAGAAGGGUUCUCUGGCCGCCGUGGAGGAGCGGCACCGCGCCAUGGGCGGGACCGUCAGCACCACGGAGCCCUAUGAGAGGGCGCUAGGCCAACUGCAAGACAAGUUAAGGGCUGGGAUUAGCGAAAUAGGCACUGGCAUGUGCAUGCGUGUCAAGCCUAUUCUCGUUGGCAGCAUCAGAGAGGUGGUGGCGCAAUCAGCACAGCAGCGCCUCGAUAUUUUCUCCAAUGACCGUCGUCAAAGACGCGAGCAGCGGGACUCCUUCCAACACGCAAUGAACCAGGCGUUUGAGAAGUUUCGGGAGGAGAGAAGGAUAACGCAUCGAUCUAGAUUAGAUUCCAUUUUUGGUCACUCGAUGAUGAAGGCACGGUUGGCGCUCGAGAACCGCCUUACUGCGACUCGGCAGCAGUUUGCGGAUCAGCAAAGAGCGACGAUGGCGGAGGCUUGUAUGCGCACACAGCGCACGAUUGACGAGAUGGUGCAGAGGUCUCAAGAGGAACUGGCAGCUCUUGAAACGAAAUUCAUGGAAGAGCAGAAGCGAAAGGAAGAGCGAUAUACGGCUGAACUUUCCCACCAGGCGCGGCUUUACACAGCGGAGAGGGACGCGUUAGUUCGGCGUCAGCACCGAUUUGACAAUACGAAUUCUGAAACAACCCCACCUUCGGUGUACAAGGCUGUAGAAAAGAGCGUGGGGGGUUUACAGGAGCGUGUAGAGCAGCUGAAGCAGUCGGUGUCGUUUGACAUUCAGGCGAUCUCCUCCGCCUUUCCUGGGAUUGGAAGCGAGACGUAUGUGAUAAAGGAGAAGGAGCGCAUGUUGCAGGAGUCUGAGGAAAGGACGCGCCAGCUUAGCCAUCAGUUCGGAGUGCAGUGGCAAAGAUUCCGGGCCGCUGUGGCGCCGCUAGAGCAGUGCGUAAACUCCAUGACGGAUACACUUCGGGACGGCCGCGUAAGGGCUGCUGCUGCGCUACAGGGGGUGGAGUGUGCGUACCGGGCGUGGAACCAGGACGUGCGGCGUGAACUCGCUCGUUCCCUUACUAUUGGCAUGGCGUCGUCUGACAAUGCAGAGUUGCAGGAUGGCGUUGCGAUCAUGACACAGGUGACGGAAGACAUGCUGGGACAGAUGCACGCGCUGCAGACGGUCCACAGAGACGUGUGGGCGGCGCAGCGGGGCUUCGCGUCAAGUAUAACACAGGAGCUUGUUGAUCUAGCUACGCAGCACACCACCGCUGACACCGCACUUCACUCUGUUUUUGACGCGUACGAUCGCCUCGCCCGUGCGGCGGCGGAGGUGGAGGCCAGGCGUGGCAUUGUGGAGGCCGCGGAAGCAGACCACGCAAUAUCUCAGCGGCAACUUGAGCGUGAGAAAUCAGAUUUCCAGGAACGACUAAAGGUUGCACAGCAACUAAGCGCAAAGGUGCAGUGUGAUGCGAGAAGUUCGAAGGUGAGGCCCUCGCGUCAGAGGCACACCGAGAAGUAUUCGCGGGUUCUGCGCGACUUGACGUCGGAGAAUGUUCUCCACGAGAACACCCCUCGGGGGAAGGUGGUCCAAUCAUCGUCACAGUCACCGCAGGAGCGGCAGCAACUUAUUGUGCAAAGGCGGCGGAACCUCUUGGCAGAAGGUGUGCCGAUAGCGCAGACACUGUCUCGCUACACGUCGGAGCGGGAUGUUGAUGGUACAUCUUCCAGGAAUGAGAGCUUUACGGACUUUGUGAGUCUGUUGACCGUUGACGAUGCGUCGUCGCAGACAUUGACGUUGAGUGGAGUGGAGAGACGUGACGAGCGACGCACUUCACCUGGAUCAGGCUACGUGCCGUCAUCAGACCGCAUGUACGUUGGGGGCGAUGGCAAGUCGCUUACCACACCCUCUACCUCAAACUCGUGA
Molecule: messenger RNA, 2565 nt
Organism: Trypanosoma grayi
Lineage: Eukaryota; Euglenozoa; Kinetoplastea; Trypanosomatida; Trypanosomatidae
Exons: 1
Coding region: 1-2565 (854 amino acids)
Source: RefSeq, a predicted model, not a curated record